AUGCUCUUAGGAGUUUUACCCAUUCCCUUUCUCUUUGUGGUUCAAAUUGAUGUAGAGCAUAUUCUCAUAUCCGCCAAAAUUCUCAAAAUCCCCCCGCUUCCAUUCGUGUCUUCACCUGCAAUUCUGCAAAUGUCGACGUCGAACCCAUCUUCUUCGUGGAUUUCCCAAUUCAAACCGGGCGACCGGGUCGAGGUCAGCUCCGACGACCCCGGGUUCCGCGGCUCCUGGUUCGCCGGCACCGUCAUCCGCCGCGAGGCGAAGAACCCUAAUCGCUACGUAGUCGAGUACGACCAGCUCUACGAGGACGAAUCUGGGGAGAAGCUGCUGCAAGAAACCCUCGAUUGGAUCCAAUUGCGUCCUCCGCCGCCGCCUCCCGAGAAGAAGAAGGUCCAGUUCAAGUUCGGCGACGAAGUGGAGGCCUUCCACAGCGACGGCUGGUGGGAAGGGGCUAUUACUGCGGAGCACUCUGGCGGGAAAUUCGCGGUGUUCCUCAGAGGCUCAAAGGAGCAGAUUGUGUUUGAAGAGAAAGAUUUGAGGUUGCCUGUUCAGUGGGUUAAAGGGAAGUGGGAGCCGCGAUUCGAACAGGUUGAGCGGGAGAAAGAGGUGAUGAAGUUCACUCAAGGAAUGCAAGUCGAGGUGAAAACUGACGAGGACGGUCUCAAAGGUGCUUGGUUUGCUGCAACAAUUAUUGAACCUUCUGGUGAAGACGAGUACCUUAUUGAGUACAAAACCCUGACGAAUGAUGAUGAUACUGAGUUUCUCAGAGAAGACAUUCGUGCUUGCAACAUAAGGCCUUGUCCGCCGGAGAUCAUUGUUGUGGAUGGAUUCAAGGUGAUGGAUGAAGUGAAUGCUUACUACAACGAGGGCUGGUGGGUUGGCGUGAUUGCAAAGUGUAACAAGCAUUAA
Molecule: messenger RNA, 906 nt
Organism: Linum tenue
Lineage: Eukaryota; Viridiplantae; Streptophyta; Magnoliopsida; Malpighiales; Linaceae
Source: the annotation of a GenBank genome assembly